This is a messenger RNA of Didymodactylos carnosus, 309 nucleotides long. The record is from the annotation of a GenBank genome assembly. NCBI's taxonomy places the organism in Eukaryota, Metazoa, Rotifera, Eurotatoria, Philodinida, Philodinidae.
AUGAGUGAGCAUGCAAUGCCAAUAGAUUCACAACAUCGAAACAGAUUGAUUCAAAUGGAGUCUGAUCAAAGUACGCAUCGUGCAGAUUCUGAUAAUUAUUCAUUACACACUCAAACUGUAAUGACUCAACAGCAGCAAAAUUCUAAUUUAUCAACAAUUCGUUCGUUAUCAAAUAGAAUUGAUUCUCUCGCUGAUCAGACAAAUAAAGUUUAUACCGGAACAUAUGGAAAUAUUGAUCAUCAGCAAGAGUAUCGACCACAAUUUACUGGGGUUGAACGGCAUGAAUGGGCAUUAGACACAAAUGAGUGA